Molecule: messenger RNA, 2771 nt
Organism: Drosophila innubila
Lineage: Eukaryota; Metazoa; Arthropoda; Insecta; Diptera; Drosophilidae
Gene: blow
Exons: 4
Coding region: 641-2623 (660 amino acids)
Source: RefSeq, a predicted model, not a curated record
GUGCGUGUUCGUUCGUCUUGUGCUUCGGCUUUGGCAUCGGCAUCGGCAUCGGCUCCCCCACGAACAGCAGACAGCGCGUUGGCAGACGGCAGUUCUAGUCUCAGCUGCGCUGGAGCCCGUCAGUUGCGUUUCUGUGUUUCACGGUCGCGCACACACAAGUCGCGCUUAAAAGCUCCCAGAGAGCACAACGCAAUCGUUCUCUCGCUCUCCCGGUGGAUAUUCGCUCUCACAACACACAGUGCGGCUUCGGAUUCGCAAUGAAAAGCGUCUGUGUUCGCAUUGGUUCUUUGGAGAGCGUAGAAAAGCUGUGGCUAAGCUUAAGUGCAGAAAAAGGUGUCAACGUCAACGCAAACAAGCGCAAAGUGCUAUUCCCAGUUACCGCUGCCCGAGUGCAUGUGAUUCAAUAGAAUGUGCUACUUUAUUUUGACAGUAAACUGUUAAUUGCUAACAAAUCACGGUGUGUGUCUGUGUAGUUGCUGACUAUGACAGCCACAGUAAUAAACAGCAAUAACAAUAACAAUAACAAGAGCAAAUCCUAAUUCAAACAAACAAUCAACAACAACAACAACAAAAAACGCCAUAUACAACAUAGAAAUAAACAUUUAAACUGAACGCUUCAAAUUAACGCUAACUAUUUAUCAUGGAUAUGGAUAUAAAGGCGUCUAAACGCGCCGAAAUUGAACAGUUUUUAUUAGAUGUGCGUGCUCAUUUUCGUGCCUCGCUGGAGACAUCGGAGUAUGAGAACACCUCGAAUCUGUUCCAUGUGACAGCCGCUGAGCAGACGCAGGAGUUGUUGGACAGAUGUGAGCAGCUGCUCUUGGGUUAUGGGGCAGACGAGCAGGCGGCAACGAUGACGAUCGUUAAAUCGAAUGGCUGUAGCGACUUCUCGGAUAGCAAAGUGGGCGACGAGACCGGUUGCUAUCUGGAGAUGUUGUCCUCCCCAGCAGCAACAGCAGCAACAACUACAACAGCAACAUCUUCUUCAUCGAGGAACUCGCUGUCCGCCUCGCGGGAGUACAUCGAUCUGAGCAGCAAUCCUUCGCUCAACAGUGAUAAGACCUUCCGCUGUUCCAACACACAGCAACUGGAGACAACUGAAGAUCAACAGCAGCAGCAACAAGAACAACAGCAACAGGAGCAGGAACAACAAUUGUAUGACAUUUGCCAGCAUCAGGGAGAGGAGGAAACACAACAGGUCUUUGCCCAUGAGCUCUUCAUCAAUUGCCCGUAUGCUGAUCUUCCAGCUGGCCACUUGGCACUGCAGCGUUCCACAAAAUAUGGACAAUUGCAGCGCAUUGAGAAGCGUUUGUUUUUCGAUCAGAGCAAGAAGUAUUAUUGUGGCAUCUUGAAUGACUGGAUGCUGUGCUAUGCCGAUGGUCCGACUGCCUGUCGUCCAAGCAGUAGCCUCUACCUAAAGAGCUCGGCCAUUGAGAUCGAGCACUUUGGUGAGGGCAAACGUCGUGAGAUUUGCUUUCAAAUCACCACAGCCGAUCCGGGCAAGAAGUUUGUGUAUCAGGCAAACAACGAAGUCGAUGCCAAAGAGUGGAUCCAUGCCAUUGAGGCGGCCAUACGUGGUGAUGCCAUUGCUCAGGCAUCGCUCAAAAUGCUACGCAAGCUGCCCACACCGCCGACGAUGAAGAAGAGCAGCUUCAGCUCAGUUGGAGCAGCCACAGUCACUUCCCCGACAGACAGCAUUUAUGAGGAGCCAUCGCCAAUUUAUAAUUUUGGGGAGAUGCCACCACGAUUGCCGGAGAAGUGCAACAGUCCCAGCGCCUUGGCCAAACGUUUUGAAUAUGAUAUACCAAAGUGUCCACCACAGCCGUUGGUUGUGCCGGAUGAGAGGAGCGCUGAAGAGGUGGAGACCGCAGAGCUGCUCAAUGCUGGUGACCUGAAGCCAAUGCCACAAUCAUCCAGUUUGCAUGGCAAUCUGGCCUUAGACUUUCAGGCCAAGGUGAAGACGGUGCACAGCGAGCUGUCUAGUCAACUGACGAGCCCGGAGCGUCUCAAGAAGGCUGUCAAGAAGAGCUACUCCAGCGGCAACAGCGAUACAGAAAUGCUUUCGUUAACCAACGCUAAUCCCCAACUGAAUCUCACACCCAAGGAGCAGAAGAAACAACGCAAAUCGCAGACACCGCAGACGAGUCCACAGAAGACUCCCAGCAAAGAUUGUGAUAAGUUGGCCAGAAAUUGGUUUCUCAGUCGCCUGAACAAGUCCAGCUCCGGUCUAAGCACACGCUCCUCCUCGGCCUCCUCCUCUGCCACAAGUGCCACGAGUAAUGCCACAAGCACACCAUCAAAUGCCAAGUGUAAACAGAGCGAAAAGGAGAAUCUUCUAAAUGGUCUGGAUCUCUGCGAUGGCAGCUACGAUGCUGCACUAAACGAUCAACAGCCAAGCAGCAAUCCAACAUCGCCCUGCCUCAAAGCGGAGGCGAAGAGCAAGGUGAACAUGAUCAUCAAUCAGUUUGAGAGCAGUGGACAUCUGUCGACCAUGUUCAGUGUGGAGGCAUUGGCGGCCAAUGCGUUGGCCUCCCUCACCUCCUUCUGUGAGAGCGAUAACUGCAACAACUAUGAACCCAUCAUGCCGCUUUCCACGCCACCCAGCAGCUUUCUCAAAAAGGUGUAACAAAGUCCUGAGCCCGAUCCCCUGCCUGAUCCUGUUCCCUUCCUGGAGCGAAGCAUUAGCACAUUAAUUAUCUAGGCUAGUGACAAAUUCAUAUAUUUUCAUGUUUAUCCUCAACAUUGACAUAAAAUUUUUUAAUAUCAAAACAUAA